AUGCAAUCUGUGUACAGUGCGUGCAUCUCAAAAAGAUGCAACAACCAUGUUGGCUUAAGAGGCGUCACUGAAGAACACUGCUAUGGGAAUUCAUCGAAUAGUGAUGGUCCAACGGUUGAGAAGGAAGUUCAGAGUUCUUUGAAAAAUGAAACGAUCAAUCGAGAACUACCAGAAAUGGACUGGAUACUAGCAAUAGACGUCAGAGUGGUAUUGGUUAUCGCUUCUCUGGUGAUAGGUUAUCGUGAUCUGAUACUUAUCCUGAAAGAAAGCCCAGUUCUUCUCGGUGCGAUUUCUACUGAGCACUGGACGUCACUUUCACUGCUUUGUGUUCGCGAUCAAGCCAUGAAAAGGGAUGAAGUUAAUUCAGAGAUUAUCUCGGAGACCAUGUGCAGUCUAAAUUUCACGACAUUUGAAAUCAAGGCGUUGAAUACGAGCAAGUUCAUGCGACGGGAUGGACAUCAAACACAGGCUCCUAUGUACAGCUGGAUUAUCGAUAGCGCUGGGUGA
This is a messenger RNA of Cooperia oncophora, 507 nucleotides long. NCBI's taxonomy places the organism in Eukaryota, Metazoa, Nematoda, Chromadorea, Rhabditida, Trichostrongylidae. The record is from the annotation of a GenBank genome assembly.